AUGGCAAAGUCAAUGUCUCAUGAUGUUUUACCUUCACCCAUGGAGUUGUCAGAAACAUCCCACAGUGAACAGCAUCAGGAAAUGCAGGAGAGAUACCAGCCUCUGAAAGUGUAUCUGAGAGUGCGACCUUUUUCAAAGGCAGAACUUGAAAAUGAUGAAAACCAGGGUUGUUUAAUUAUUGAAAAUGAAGAGACAGUAACUUUUCAAGCACCUAAAGAAUCAGCUGCAAUGAGGAACAGUGACAAAGGGAUUGGACAAUCUGCACACCAGUUCACUUUCACACAAGUUUUUGGACCAGAUACUUCUCAACAUGAUUUUUUUGAAGGUACCAUGAGCGAGAUAGUAAAAGCUUACAUUGAUGGGAUGAAUGGACUUGUGUUCGCCUACGGUGUUACAAAUUCGGGCAAAAGUUUCACCAUGCAAGGUUGUCCAAAAGAUGGUGGCAUCCUUCCUCGUUCUCUUGACAUGAUCUUUAACCAUAUCAAAGGAAGACAAUAUACAAAGAUGAACUUAAAACCGUGCUUCAGUAAUACGAUCAAAGAGCUCAAUGAUAUUCAGGUGAAGCAAGAAGAAUCCAUAAAAGCUGUACUUUUUGCUUCUUUGAAAGAGGAGGCAGAAAGUACUUGGCAGACUUUGGAUGCAUCUGACAUGACUUCUGGUAGCUGUAAUUCACCAGCUUUUGCUUCAGACCUUUUAGGCCCAAAAUUUGUGGGUGCUCAGCACUUGGACAAGUGUCAGAGAACCCUGGCAUCUGUAUGGGUUUCGUUUUUUGAAAUCUACAAUGAAUAUAUUUAUGAUCUACUGGAUGUAUUGCCAGCAUUGAAAAGUCAGAAGCGCAAAAUUUUAAGGAUUUGUGAAGAUCAGGGAGGAAAUUCCUAUAUUAAAGACCUAAAGUGGAUCAACAUAAAGAAUCCUGAUGAGGCUUGUAAAAUACUUAAAAUAGGAAAUAAGAACAAAAGCUUGGCAUGUACUCGGAUGAAUCAGCAAUCGAGCAGAAGUCAUAGCAUAUUUUCUAUCCGACUGCUCAGCUUGAGUGAUGAGGAUGUGCCAAAUAUUCUUGGAGUCUCUGAACUUUCUCUUUGUGACUUGGCUGGGUCAGAACGAUGUCAUAAAACCCAAACCUUUGGAGACAGACUUAAAGAAGCAGGGAAUAUUAAUAAUUCUCUUCUCAUUCUUGGAAAGUGCAUUGCAGCUCUGAAACAAAAUCAGAAUCCAAAAUUAAGGGCAGCAUAUAUUCCCUUCCGAGAGAGUAAAUUGACACGCUUAUUUCAACCCUUCUUCUGCGGUAAAGGCAAAGCUUGCAUGAUUGUCAACAUUAACCAGUGCGCCUCCACAUACGAUGAGACGCUGAAUGUAAUGAAAUUCUCUGCUAUUGCCAAACAAGUUAUUCAGACAUUUCAACACAAAAUGUUUGAUUAUUUCCCCAAAAAGCAUUUUGGGAGGGAGGGGAAUUCUGCAGUACACUUUGACGACAUAGCUAGUGAGCAGCUGCCAGAAGAUACGGGCAUAUCCUUCUUUGAAGCAGAAGAAGAAAUAGAUAUUACUAUUCUGAGCCAUGAGGACCUAUUGAAAACGACAGAGAUCUUAAAAGAUAAACUGAUUGCAGAAAGACAGAGUAAACUACAACUUGAAGUGCAAAUACGCAAAGAGAUGGCUGAAGCAAUGUUUCAACAACUGAUGGAAACAGAAAAAGCAUGGAGUAAACGCUUAGAAGAUCUGAAAGAAUGUUAUGAAGAAAAACUGGAAAGUAAAUUUGAAAUGUACAAGGAGGCCAUAAAGAAGCAUGCGUAUAUGUCUGCAAUGCAGCAAAUUGAGGAACAUUAUGUUCCAAUAGAAGAGUUUCUAGCUGAACAAGCCAAAGUUGAGGACAGAGACAUGAGAAUAAUGCAGAUGGAACUAAAACUUGGAGAACAAAAGUGUUUGCCUUCCAAAAAUCCUAAAUCAAACACUACAGAAGGAGAAUUUAAUUCAGAUAUUAAAUCCAAGGCAAUGCAGAGAGCUUUGGAGGUUUUACAGAAGCAGUGUGAAGAAAAGGAUGAGUUAAUUAAAUCACUGAAGUUGAAAAUACAAAAAUCAAAUGAAAUGUUGCAAGAAGCAAACACUGCCUACAGAAAAGCAGGAGAGGAGAAUAAUAGCUUGAAGCAGAAGUUAAUCCUUAAGGAACUAGAAGUAAAAGGCCUCAAAAACUGGGCUGAACGUGGCCAUGAGCUUGAAGCUACAGUGACUCGCCUGCAGGAACAAGUAGAAGAACACAAGAGAUGCCUAAACACAGAAGAUCUUAAGUACCGGAAAGUCAAGAAAGGCUUCUUUGCCAAUCUGAAAUAAACCACUACUGAUGUUCCUAACACAUUCAGAAGUAAAGAUCCAGGGAAAUCUGAGAGUUCACCUCCUGCUUUAUACAAACUGAUAUCAACUCAUAAAAUAAAGAAUUAAAUUGAUUAUUUUUGGAUAUGUUAAUAUAGCUACUUAAUUAACCAAGGCACUGGACUGACUUGUCUAUCACAGCUUGUUUUCCAAAGGUGCAAACAUAAAAAGACAAUUUAAAUGUCUGUAAUGUGAAGGGAAAUAAGUUCAGCCAAAUUAGCAUGGCCACUGAUUGUUAAGGAGUACAGAGCCCUAGAUUACUCCGACAGGGAUAUUCUUUUCUGCUUCACAGUGCUUGAUGAUGACAACAUUAAGACCACUUUUUAAUGAACCUUUGUUGACUUGUUAUUUUUGCACUCACCCACAUUCUGGAAAUUUUGACUGUUAAGAAUGCAGAUGACUAGUCAAAUAAUGAAAAUGCAUGUUUUGGGUUGUAACGAAGUUGCAAAAAUGUAUGCAAGUGUGUUGCUCAAUUCUGAAACUAAAAUGCUUUCUUUGAGAAUGAAUUGACUGGAAAUAUUCAGACCAGCUAUUUCAUAUAUUUUUAAAUAAAAUUGUUUUCUAAUA
Molecule: messenger RNA, 2931 nt
Organism: Anolis sagrei ordinatus
Lineage: Eukaryota; Metazoa; Chordata; Lepidosauria; Squamata; Anolidae
Product: kinesin-like protein KIF20A
Biological process (GO): microtubule-based movement
Cellular component (GO): kinesin complex; nucleus; microtubule
Molecular function (GO): microtubule motor activity; microtubule binding; ATP binding
Source: RefSeq, a predicted model, not a curated record